Lodderomyces parapsilosis is the source of this 522-nucleotide messenger RNA. RefSeq names its product ubiquinone-binding protein. The record is from RefSeq and is a predicted model, not a curated record. The transcript has a single exon. Gene Ontology annotation, molecular function: ubiquinone binding. Gene Ontology annotation, biological process: cellular respiration; ubiquinone biosynthetic process. NCBI's taxonomy places the organism in Eukaryota, Fungi, Ascomycota, Pichiomycetes, Serinales, Debaryomycetaceae. Bases 1 to 522 code for a protein of 173 amino acids. Gene Ontology annotation, cellular component: mitochondrion.
AUGUACAAACGACAACUAUUAUGCUUCACAAGAUCAUUUUUUGGAUCUACAAAGCCACAGGCAUAUAGCAUUACUCGAGUUCUUAACGGAACUCCCCUGCAACUUUACAAAAUUGUCAGUGAAGUGAACAAUUACAAAAAUUUCGUGCCAUUUGUUGAAGACUCAUUUGUAUCGCAAAGAGAUGAGCAACAACAACCAAGGAAAGCGGGGUUGAAAGUUGGAUGGAAGGAUAUCACAGAAAAGUUUGAAUGUCUGUUGACGUGUAAAGAGAAUGAAAAAGUCCACGCAAGGAGUAUUGAGUUAGAUUUGUUUCAUGAGUUGGAGACGGAAUGGAAGUUCAACCCUGCAGCAAGUGGCGAUAAAUGCAGAGUAGACUUUACAUUGUUGUACAAGUUCAAGAACCCGAUUUACGAUAAACUUAGCUUUAUGUUUGCUCCUCAAGUAACAAACAUCAUGAUUGGAGCUUUUGAAGGUAGGCUUCAGCAGUUGAAAAGACAAUCCAAUAGAUUACAAAAAUUAUAG